Molecule: messenger RNA, 3798 nt
Organism: Durusdinium trenchii
Lineage: Eukaryota; Dinophyceae; Suessiales; Symbiodiniaceae
Source: the annotation of a GenBank genome assembly
AUGAGCAAUUUUGAGCCUUUUCAGAGUGACCUGGGCAAUGUUUCUUCUGCUUCUGUGUGGCUUGGCCUUCCUGCGGAUGACCUCGAUGCAGAUGUCCCUUGCGUCGAGGUUGAGCAGGCCCGAAGUGAUGUGGCCAUGCCACCGUCGGAGGCGGGACCGGCUGCGGAGUCGGCUCGGGAGCCGACUCCGGAGCCAGCGGGUCCAGCCGCCGAAGUCAGCCAGGAGCACAUGGAUGGGGAGUGUGAGCCGUGCGUUUUCUUUACCUCCAAGAGAGGUUGCGCAACGGGCAGUCUUUGUGCCUACUGCCAUUUGGAGCAUCCCGUGCGGUCAGCACCUCGUCCAAGGAAACAGACCCGAGAUAAGAUCAAAGAAAGGAUUGAAGAGAUUUUCAUUGCUGGAGGUCCAGACAUGCAGGCUCAGCUGCAGGCAGAAGCCAAAUUGCAAGCCUAUGCCUGGAGCAUUAUCCAGGGCUAUCUUGACAGUGAAACUGUGCCGAGAUGGAAUCCGGAGGCCCAUGAGCAAUUCAUGCUCAUGCAGCAGAGACAUAAGCUCCAGAAGGAUACACAGUUGGAGGUGAGAAAUACCAAGUACAACAUGAGCCGGAUCCAAGAAAGUUGGCUCAAGAUUAUGCGCUCGGCCAAAACGAAGCAGCUGAAAAAGCAGGUAGAGAUCAUCUCCCAGAACCACGAGCGAGAUGUCGACCGAAAGGAUGCGAUCCUGCAAAUGUUGGAUCGAGAUCUGGAUGAGGCUGAGGAGCAGCAUCAAGUUGCGGUGAGAAGCCACUUGCUCAAUGUGGACCGAUUACAUGAGAUUCAGCAGAGCAGGCUUCUAGCUUUGGACGAGAAGUUCAAGCGAGACGUCGCAACCCUUCAAGAGGAGUUCAGAAUUGAACGAGAACACAUCCAGGAAAGGCAUGCUCUCGAGAAACGCGAGCUUGCCUUGAUUGUUGAACAAGUUGAGCGCGAGGAGAAGAACCGAGAAAUGGCUGACAUUACAGAUCACCAGUCUCAGUUCGAGCUCAUUCGCAACAAGAACAUUGAGGAAGACCAUCAGAUGCGCUCGGGCCUGGAAGAGCAGAUAGAAGAGACUCGUGCCAGGCCCCUCCGCUCCCCAACAACUGGUGCCUCUGAGGACUUGGCGUGCCAUGUGAUCGGCCUUGGCCUUCGCUCCUUCUCUUGUGGCCUCACCGUGGGACUUCUGACGGCCUCCACCGUCGUGAAGAUUCGCAGAAUCUUGCGCAAGAAGAAGGAUGCGGGUGGGAGCUCCUUGGGGCAUCACCUGGCAUUCGUUGCCAGAGGCUCUGAAACCCUGGAUCCAAAGGCCAAGGCGGCAUCAGCAAAGAUUACUGCCGCCGUGCAAGCGGGAAUGAAGGAGUUUUCCUCCAGUGGCGACUUCGCAGCCGUUGGCCGGGGCGUCGCCGCGCUGCGGCGGCGGUUGGUGGCGCGGGCGGCGGAGGAGAUACGCGAGGGCGAGGUGGACGUGGAGGUGGUGGCGGAACUGCUGGUGGACGCCGUGUUGGCUCGGGCCUUCCGAGGGGGUGAGAAGAGCCUCUACUCCGAACUCUGGGUCUUAGAUGAUGGCCGAGCCACUGUGGAGAGCAUCAGAAGUGACAAGAUGGCUGAAAGUCAACCUGAUGGCAAUGUGACGCUCACAGACAUCGUCGUGGAUGAACGCCCACGUGAUAAGUGUGAAGACUACAGGCCUUUGUUCACUCUUGUUCAGCCGCACUUAUUCACUCGCCCAACCUUCCUGGCAUUGCUGGAUGUAUUUGAGGUCUUCCACAGCAGAGGCCCAAGCAGGAAGGACUACACACCUCUCGAACGGCAAAAGAUCGAGAAACUCCUUGAUGUGGUUGAGCUCAUGCCAGUGAUGCGACGCGCCCGCACAGAAGCGGAGAAAUACGAAGCCAGUCUUCGCAGUGAUGUCCAGUGGCGGGAGCAACUGUGGCACAUCUGGUUCCAGCGACAUCCCAGCUCGCCCAGGUGUGGCUUCGAGCAUGUCUUCAUUGGCGAGGCCACGGAAGAUUUGAAUGGGCGAGAGCUGGUGGGCGGUUUGCACAACUGGGUGAAGUUCUAUUUGGAGGAGCAACGUGGAGCUGCGCGCUACUUGGGGCCUCGCUACAAGGGGAUUGGAAAAGAAGAAGCUGCGUUGAAUCCCUACUUCGUGAGUGGGAAGUUCACCUGGGAUCUGAAUGGAAAGCACUUGAUCAAGGAUGUGGGGGGAUUUUUCGUGGGUGUCUCUCCUGAGUGGCAACUGGCCAUUGCCACCGUGGCCUACUUUGAAACGAAAUUCUCCGAUUGGGCCACUGCACGCAAGUGGAGUCAGGACUUCCAAUCGAGGGACAUUGGCUACGUGCGGUCUGCAAGGUUAGGAGAGCAUGUGUACAAGCUGUGCAUUCGACGGAACACCUUCGGGAACUUGACGACCUUCUUCGCGGCGCAGCUCGGCACCUGGGAUGCCCACGCCCGCGCGCAGCUGGAUCAGCCGAUGUCACGGGAGCUCUUAGAGGAGCGCUUGCAGCCGCUGCUGGUGCUCCAUGGCUUUGCGGACGACGCGGCGUUGCUCACCCUGGCGGCGCGCGUGGCGGCCGCCGGCGCCGAGAACUUGCGGGACGCCUUGCGGCAUUUGCACUCGGAGAUCCGCUUCCGCUUCGAGGAAGAAGACCUGCCAGAUGAGAUGCCUUUGGUGGUUGCGGAGCUGCUGCAGCUGCUGGAUGAAGAUCGACUCGGGAGCUUGACCUGGGACGAGCUCAAAGAGCAUUUUGCACGAACGGGGCUCAAGGGCAAGAAACUUCUGCUGCCAGUGCGAUUGGCUCUCACCGGACGGCAGAGAGGACAUAGUUUGUCGGAGCUCUUGCCUUUGUUUGGUCUCAUGGAGCUGGGUGCUCCCUGGAGCUCCGAGAUCCUUCCGCUCCGUCAGCGCUUGGGAGUCUGGCGGAGUUGGUUGGAGCGUGAAGCGCGGACACCGUCGACCUCCACGAGCUCCACGUGGCCAAUAGCAAGGAGAGGAACAGCUGGGUUGUGUGCAGUGCAGGAAUACCUCAAGCGAGACUCCUUCCUGAGUGACCAGGUGGAGAAGCGGUUGAGGCAAGUGGAGCGUAUGCAGGCUGCUAUCCAGCACUGGAAGCAAAAGAUUGCACAGAAUCGCCAAGAAUGUGAGGACCGCAAUCAGCAACUGCGAACUGAGAAGGACCACAUUGCGAAGCAUUUUCAGGAGCUGAAAGCGAAGAUGAAUCACUUCAGAAGUGAGGGUAAGAAGCGCUUGGCUGACCUCACCAUGAAUGCCAGGAACUGCAUGAAGUCGCUCAACGACCAGCUGGGUUUGGCCGAGCGGAUCCUGAAAACUGCGGAGCUGUGCAGGAAAUUUGAAACAGAGCGAGAGAAGGUGCUUCCGUUCUACCUCUCUCGUGACAUCCUUCAAGAAUUUGAGGAAGGUGAGCUCGAGUUCGGAGAUGAGGACCUCAAAGAGGAGAUCCGAAAAGAGCUCACCGAUGUCGGCAUCGACGAGUGGACCUAUUUGGACAACUUCUUUAAACGCUUCAACAAGGUGAAGCUGGAUCUCCAUGCAGUCGAACAGGAGGGAAAACGUCUCACCAAGGAGAAUGUACAGCUGCGCUCCAUUCUGAAACAAUUCUUGGAUGGUGUCAGCGUCAACGAGGAUGUGCUGUCAGCCCCAAAUCCACUGCUCGUGGUGAACGGCAAGGUGAACCUCAACCACGUCCCCGUGAAGCGCAUGGCCGACAAGACGGUGUAUGUUGAGGCGGCCCAUCAUGCAGCGAACACCGUGGUCAGGCACUGA